UGAACUUUUUUUUUUUUUUGAGGAAACGUCAAACAAAGACAUUACUUUUCGUCCAACAACCACCCUCUCCAAAUUCCAAUCCCAGCCAUCUCUCGUCUUCUUCCUUCCUCAGGCGGACUUCCAACUCCAAUUCAGUAGGAAGACGCGAUGCCGAACUGGGAACUGCAGAACUGCUGUCAGAAGGACCAGGUCACCUUCUUGGUCACCAUUGGCGUCUUUUCCCUUGUUAUCCUCGCGCUAUGGCGGACAGUACUGCUAACGCCUUUCAAGCUCAUAACCGUGUUUAUGCACGAAGCUAGUCAUGCCAUUGCUUGCAUCCUCACUUGUGGGAAGGUGGAAGGGAUUCAGGUUCACGCCAAUGAAGGAGGCGUGACUCAAACACGUGGUGGCAUAUAUUGGCUGAUCUUACCUGCAGGAUGGAAGAAUUGAGUUUGAGGUGAUUUGAUGGACAUGUUUGCUGGAUAGCAAUUUCUGCUUCUCUAAAGAAGGUAACACAAGAAGCACUUCCGUUUCAGCUGGCAAAAGGGCCCUAUUCCACAAUAGUAGAAACUUCCAAUAGGACUUUUGAGUGCAAUGAGUAAAGGAUGCAAAAGCUGCUCCUAGAUCCUGGUACCAUUUGUUCUUUGCUUCUUGUUAUUCUAUUCGUUCUCCUCUUUCCUCUUAUGAAACUAAAUGGUGAUGCUUGAGCAGCAAGCUGUAGGACACAUUGCUGAGGAUCAGCUCAAGCUUCUCUACUUCAGUUCAAUGUUUUCUAAAGUCUGUGGUUCAUUAGAGCAAGGUGUAGGGUGUAGGUGUUAGUGCCCCAAGUUUUCGGGUAUUAAGAUUCCUAUGGUGCAUGCAUGGUCACAAGUAUUUUGUUGCAUGAUAAUUUCUUGAUAUAGUUUACCGAGAAGCCAGACUUGUCCGUAUUUGGAAAAGAGGACAGGAUGGUAUUCCAAAUGUUUAUUAUUAUUAUUUUUCGGUACUUUGCCCGCAGAUCUUGGAUCUUCAUUUUGGGGGAUGCUUUUGAUACUUGCAUCAACCAAUCUUCUUACUGCAAGAAUUGCUGCUGGUUGUUUGGGUCUUGCGCUACUCAUAGUGCUGUUUAUUGCCAAGAAUUGGACGCUUCGAGGACUUUGCAUUGGAUUCAUUGCGUUUCUUGCUAUCAUUUGGGUAUUACAAGAAUACACCAAAGUACGGAUCCUUCGAUAUGUUAUUCUCUUCAUUGGUAUAAGCAUCCAUAUCAAGUUUUCCUUUUCCCCCUCUUUUUCAAUUAAGUAGCUUGUACUUGGCCUUUCCAUCAUCAAAGCUAGUUAGCUGAUUCUACCACCUUAUUCCCCGUGCAGGUGUCAUGAACAGUUUGUUUUCAGUUUAUGGUGUUGGAUGGGGAAUGAUCUGGUUCAAAUCGAGGAUAACUGGCUUACUUCGGCACUUGUUCACUGUGGAGAGCAUUCUGUAGAGUUGUAUUGUGUCCAUGCCCAGGGCUUCAUUCUUUCGACCCUUUGUGUUUCUGGGGGGUCGACAUUUGAAUACUCUGAUAUGAUUGGUGUGUAUAGGGUGGUGUCCAAUGUGCUGAACUUUUUCUUGGUUGACCUUCAACAGAUUCUAGGCUACUCACUUCACGGUCAGCACAGGAAUCAUACUCAUUCUUAGCCUUGUCUAAUGGACUUGAGC
Molecule: messenger RNA, 1653 nt
Organism: Linum tenue
Lineage: Eukaryota; Viridiplantae; Streptophyta; Magnoliopsida; Malpighiales; Linaceae
Source: the annotation of a GenBank genome assembly